UUUGUGAAGAUGCCCAACUGUUGUAUUUUUUACCAUAAACGAUAAUAAAUCUUUUUAAACAGUGCUCAUCGAUCAUCAACAUGUCUGCUAAAAGAAAGAAUCAAUCAGAUCGGCAGGAUCAAGUCUUGAAAGUUGCAAAAACAGCAGUAGUGUCGACUGCACCUAUGAGUGCUAUUGCAGCAAGACAAGCUGCAAUGAAAAGUGGAUUGUACAAACCUGAGGUUGAGGUAGAAGAGGAGGAAGUUAUCAUCAUCAACAGUACAUCUGACGAAUUAUCUGAUUCAGAAGGUGUUGAAUUAAAGAGUUAUACAGGCGAGGAAGAGGAUAACGAUGAAGACGACCACAUCAUAACUCCUCUUAGUGGAAAUACGACACCCUCUGUAUCAAUGACUCCUGACCAAGCCUCACCGUUGAUGCCAUCUAGAUCAAGAAAAAUACCUCCCUUGUUGGAUUUCAAUUCAGUGAGUCGAUAUGUACCCACCAAUGACAAUACCUGCACUAUAGAGUACGAUGGCAGACGUUAUUUAUUUGUCGGAUUAAAAAGGGAAGAAUACAUCACAUUUAUGGGACAGGUCCUUGUUGCACCGUUAUAUGGAGCUAUUUCAAUUGCGGGAGCUGUAAUUUCAUCGAAAAGAGAGAUACCUUCACCAAGUGAAAGAAGAAAUGAUAUCGACCUAUCUGUAGCUUUUUACCCAGUUUAUUCACCCCGUACACAUUCAGUACUCAGUAUACAUUCCGAAUCACUUGACGCACCUUCUAUAUUAGAAUCAUCAGAUAUUUCAUUAGAUUUAAGUAAAGAGUUGAUGGAAGCAGUAUUGGACGAUUUCAAAAAUGAUUUGAACAAGUUCGAAUCUGUAAUUAUUCUACGUGAUCUAGACAGCGAAAACAGCAUUGAAGAUUUACGCAAUUGUGUGCCUUGUUCCACCAAAAAUUUGAUCCGAUUUAUGAAAAACGAAUUACCAUCUCAGCAGGGCAAGAUCAACGACAACAACAGCAACGCCAUAGCAGCUGCACGUCUCACCAAUGUAUUCCAUGGCUCUACUGUAAAAGAUAUAAUUUUGGAUGGUUUCCACGCUAUAUUGAAACUACCGAUACCCGGCAUCAAAGCCUUCAAAAUUGAGUCAAGCUGGGAAAUCCAAGCCAAUCAAUCCAUACAGGCUGCCAUGGAGCAGGAGCGCCCUCCUGUGAGUGUCAUUUGCGGCGCUAAGGACAUGGGCAAAUCCUCUUUUGCCCGAUAUUACAUCAAUCGCCUUUUAUCCAGAUACAAACGCGUAGCUUACAUUGAAACUGAUGUUGGACAAAGUGAAUUCACACCGGCCGGAUUAUUGUCAUUACACUACAUAACACAGCCUAUUUUAGGUCCUCCUUAUACACAUCAGCAUCUAGAGCCAGAACGAAGCUUCUUUUUCGGGUCUACUUCUUGCCGUCAUGAUCCUGACUAUUACUUGGCUUGUAUAUUCGAACUUGUUGACCAUUGGAAACAUGAUCACGAACAAUACCUCAAGUCAGGUGAGGACAAACAAGAAGGUUUUACCCCUCUUAUUGUGAAUACACAAGGUUGGAUAUCUGGCGAGGGAUAUAAUUUACUUGUCAGUCAAAUACAAAAAAUACGCCCUACCGACAUCUUUGCCAUGCGUCAUCAUAUGUUAAGCUACCGUAACUUGCCACCGACUUUUGAAAUGGACAUUCUAUCUCAGAACAGUCAUGCGCCUGUAUCCACCAUUCAUGGAUAUGGUAAAACACCCGCUCUUCGUUAUCUAGAUUGUGUAUUACGGGACCCGAAUACAACUACUACCUUGGCGGAUAAUUUUACUGCUACCCAUUUACGGGAGAUGGCAUUAGGAUCCUAUUUCCAACAAACGACCAUGACAAAUGCUGUUAUGUCAGAAUGGGACUUUCAGGAACAUAUUGUGCAUCGUGUGCCGUGGGUCGUUGAUUGGCGACGAAAUUUGAAUGAAGUAUGGGUACUCUACGAAGAAGUGAAACACAAUGAAUUACUCUAUGCAUUAAAUGGAAGCUUGGUGGGGUUGAUGGGUGACAUGAGGGAUUAUCAACCUUUACCAGGACCCACCAACAAUGUGUCAACGGAGGAUGACAGCUUUAGUCCUCCCAAUUACUGCCAUACAGGAGAUCAACCAGCACCAAAUCCUCGUGAGAAAACAUGCUAUGGCUUAGCUAUUGUUCGAGCGGUCGAUCCUGCGCGCCAUGCAUUCUUAUUAGUCACACCCGUACCGGGGAACACUCUGAAAAAGGUGACAAGUAUUGUAAAAGGCGAAAUGCAGCUACCGUUGUGGGCUAUGCUGGAUCGUCGACAAGAAAAAGGAACAGGUGUAGCGAAUGUCGUAUGGAAGAAGGUACCUUAUAUAACCCAGGAACAUACUGAAGGCGCGGGCGCAAAUGCACUUAGAGUGAGGCGUAAUUUAUUGCGUAAAGUACAGUCUUGAUAGUGCCAUACAACGUCUAUCAAUAAAUUAAUGUACAUAGUCAAAUUUUUCAGUAUCAAAAUAUGGGCUAACCAUCGUUUGGAAAGGGGAAAAGGUCAAAUGCUGCUAUGUAGGAACAGUAUUAUUGUCAGGCAUGGUUUGUGCGACGACAAACAAUAAUGUAUCGAGGAACAGGAUAACCUUGACCUUUUGUUUCAUUUGAUAUAAAUGAACCAAAAUAAUCCAUUCUUUAUUGCAAUCUGAGAAAAAU
Messenger RNA from Mycotypha africana, 2694 nucleotides. RefSeq lists its product as uncharacterized. The record is from RefSeq and is a predicted model, not a curated record. Gene Ontology annotation, biological process: cleavage in ITS2 between 5.8S rRNA and LSU-rRNA of tricistronic rRNA transcript (SSU-rRNA, 5.8S rRNA, LSU-rRNA). Gene Ontology annotation, cellular component: nucleus. Lineage: Eukaryota; Fungi; Mucoromycota; Mucoromycetes; Mucorales; Mycotyphaceae. Bases 81 to 2444 code for a protein of 787 amino acids. Gene Ontology annotation, molecular function: polynucleotide 5'-hydroxyl-kinase activity. The transcript is spliced from 4 exons.